Aspergillus nidulans FGSC A4 is the source of this 2103-nucleotide messenger RNA. Its product is annotated as tRNA (guanine26-N2)-dimethyltransferase. Lineage: Eukaryota; Fungi; Ascomycota; Eurotiomycetes; Eurotiales; Aspergillaceae. The coding region runs from base 1 to 2103 and encodes 700 amino acids. The record is from RefSeq and is a predicted model, not a curated record. Gene Ontology annotation, biological process: tRNA processing; tRNA methylation. The transcript has 2 exons. Gene Ontology annotation, molecular function: RNA binding; tRNA binding; tRNA (guanine(26)-N2)-dimethyltransferase activity.
AUGGCUUCGAAACCAGAGGCUUCAGAAAACACCGAUUCUGCCGGUCAAUUAGUGCAAUACGGCGGCAAAGAGUACCGGGUAAUAAAGGAAGGACGAGCAUACAUAUUAAAGCCACCUGCCGAAACUGCAGCCACGCAAGCGACAAGGAGGGAUCUUAAGCCUGAAGACGAGGACCAGACUGUCUUCUAUAAUCCAAUUCAGCAGUUCAACCGUGACUUGACGGUUCUUGCCAUUCGCAUUUAUGGAGAGCAUGUAAUCGCGACGAAUAAGCAGGCGCAUGAGAAGCGGAAACGUAGGGCUCAGGAGAGUGCGGUUGGGAGGAACAGGAAGAGGAAGCGGGAAGAAGAAGGAAAUGGAGACGGUAAAGAGCAGGUCAGCAGGCCGGAUAGCGAGGUCAAAGAUACAACAGAGCCGGGUCACAAAACGCCGGAUGCUCAUCCCCAAGCGGAUUCUCCUCCCCCGUUUACGAUUCUUGAUGCUUUAUCCGCAUCUGGUCUACGUGCUCUACGCUAUGCGUCCGAGAUCCCCUUUGUCACCCGUGUUGUUGCGAACGAUCUGUCAAGCUCUGCGAUUCAAUCGAUGAAACUCAAUAUUGCGUACAACGGUCUUGGUAAUCUCAUUCAACCUAACACUGGCGAUGCGCGCAUUUAUAUGUACAGCCGAAUCAAACCGGCUACUAAAUCUCAAAAGAAAGACGACUUUGGCAAAUUCGACGUCAUUGAUCUGGAUCCCUACGGUAGCGCUGCCCCAUUUAUAGAUGCUGCUGUGCAAGGGAUCAAGGAUGAGGGUCUUCUUUGCAUUACUUGCACUGACGCAGGCGUGUGGGCAUCAAAUGGGUAUCCAGAAAAGUCGUUUGCUCUAUACGGCGGCGUCCCGAUGAAAGGAAUGCACUCUCACGAGGGUGGUCUGCGGCUAAUCUUGAACAGCGUUGCGAUAGCUGCCGGAAAAUACGGCCUCGCAAUUGAGCCUCUUCUCUCUCUAUCGAUCGAUUUUUAUGCUCGACUAUUUGUCCGUAUCCAUCGGUCCCCCGCACAGGCGAAGUUUAUGUCGGGCAACACAAUGCUUGUGUACAAUUGCGACUCGGGUUGUGGAGCAUGGACUACCCAGCCUUUGACUCAAACCAAGCAGAAGCUCGAUAAGAAAGGAAACCCGUUCUACCAUUAUGGACUUGCACAGGCUCCAACCGCAAACCAAAAGUGUGAGCAUUGCGGGAUGAAAACUCAUUUAUCUGGCCCAAUGUGGGCUGGACCUCUGCACAACCCACACUUCAUCCAGAAGAUUCUCGAUCUCCUCCCGCAAGUCGACAGAGACGUAUAUCAAACAUUAGACAGAGUGGAAGGGAUGUUGACCACUGCGCUCGAAGAAGAUCUGAGCUUGGAAUUGUCCUCGGAAGACGAGACGAGCCAGUUACCGACUAGCUCUGACGAAGGCACCCCAGCCCCAUCCGGAGACCCUACACACAUCAUUCCCCGAACAGACCCUUCUCUUCGAGAUCCUCAUCCUUUUUAUUUCAGCCUCUCUAGUAUCUCAAAAGUUUUACACACCACUACGGUUCCCUACUACGAAUUCUGUGGUGCUCUUCGUCACUUGGGCUACCAUUGUACUCGCAGUCACACCAAACCGAACACGGUUCGCACCGAUGCUCCAUGGGCCGUUAUUUGGGAGAUCAUGCGCGAAUGGGCAAGACAAAAGGGUCCCAUUAAAGAGGAGUCGAUUAAACCCGGGACUGCGGCUGCUGGGAUCAUGGCUAGGAGUCGGGAGAAGGUCAAGGGUGAUCCACAAUUUGCAAAUUUGAAGAAGGAGCUCGUUGCUGCCGCUGAAACCGGCAAGGACUUGUCAGAUCUUAUCACUAGAGUCGAGGCUGCACUGUACCGCGCGGGGUCACGAACGGUGCCGGGCGAAGAUGACGGGGCAGCAGAUUCUUCCUCAACUGAUGCACAGAAAAGACUACAGCAGGAGAAAGAUUCUUCAGAUGGCGGACUAGAUAACCGUCCUGUGCCUCCCCAGGAUUAUUCGGAGCUUAAAGUGGUCUUCGACGAGUCUCUUGGGCGGCAAUCACGGCGCCGAAAGCGGCUUGUUAGGUAUUGGCUGUGGCCUAUUUGA